CACAUGGAGAAUACUACAAAGGUGACUCAUUUUAUUCUGCUGGGUCUAACCAACACCACAGAUCUUCAAAUCCCACUCUUUGUCUUGUUCACCCUCAUUUACCUCAUCACUCUGACUGGAAACCUGGGGAUGAUGGUGUUAAUCAUGUUGGACUCUCGUCUCCACACUCCCUUGUAUUUUUUCCUCAGUAACCUGUCUUUUGUGGACUUGUGUUACUCUACAACCAUCACUCCCAAGGUCAUUGCUGGGUUCCUUAUACAAGACAAAGUCAUCUCCUACAAUGCCUGUGCUGCUCAGUUAUUCUUUUUCGUAGCCUUGGCCACUGUGGAGAAUUUACUCUUAGCCUCUAUGGCUUAUGACCGCUAUGCAGCAGUGUGUAAGCCUCUCCAUUAUACCACCAUCAUGACGACAAGUAUGUGUGCUCGCCUGGCCGUAGGUCCCUACAUCUACGGUUUCCUGACUGCCUCUAUUUACAUUUGUAAUACUUUCAACCUCUCUUUCUGUAAGUCCAAUGUGGUCCAUCAAUUUUUCUGUGACUUUCCAGCAGUCAUGGCUCUCUCUUGCUCUGAUAAACAUAUUAGUGAGUUGAUUCUUCUUUUUAUAUCAAGCUUUAAUGUGUCUUUUGGUCUUCUGGUUAUCAUGAUUUCCUAUCUAUUUAUAUUUAUCACCAUCUUGAAGAUGCAUUCUUCUCGGGGACACCAAAAAGCUUUAUCCACAUGUGCAUCCCAUCUCACUGCAGUCUCCAUUUUUUAUGGGACAAUUAUUUUCAUGUAUUUGCAGCCGAGUUCCAACCAUUCAAUGGACACAGAUAAAAUUGCAUCUGUGUUCUAUACUAUGGUCAUCCCCAUGCUGAAUCCUGUGGUGUACAGCCUUAGAAACAAAGAAGUCAAGAAUGCAUUCAAGAAGGUUGUUGAGAAGACAAAGUUGUCUGGAAGACUCUGCUUUUAA
This is a messenger RNA of Tupaia belangeri chinensis (Chinese tree shrew), 948 nucleotides long. RefSeq names its product olfactory receptor 5B2-like. Bases 4 to 948 code for a protein of 314 amino acids. Gene Ontology annotation, cellular component: membrane. The transcript has a single exon. The record is from RefSeq and is a predicted model, not a curated record. Gene Ontology annotation, biological process: G protein-coupled receptor signaling pathway. Lineage: Eukaryota; Metazoa; Chordata; Mammalia; Scandentia; Tupaiidae. Gene Ontology annotation, molecular function: G protein-coupled receptor activity; olfactory receptor activity.